UAAUGUAGUGUAUAACACACGUGCGUAGUUUUUAAAAAAAUCGCCAGUUCAAACGUUGAAAUAUGGCAGGCCUGGAGUUAUUGUCAGAUCAAGGAUAUCGUCUUGAUGGAAGAAAAGCUGCUGAACUGCGGAAAGUACAAGCUCGUAUGGGUGUAUUUGCCCAAGCUGACGGAUCUGCGUACAUAGAACAGGGAAAUACCAAAGCGCUGGCAGUUGUGUAUGGUCCUCAUGAAGUGCGAGGCUCCCGCAGCAAGACCCUCCAUGACCGUGCUGUCAUCAACUGCCAAUACAGCAUGGCUACCUUCAGUACAGCUGAGAGGAAGAGAAGACCCCACGGGGACCGCAAGUCCACAGAGAUGAGCCUUCACCUCAAGCAGACUUUCGAGGCAGCAGUGUUGACUAAUCUGUACCCACGCUCUCAAAUAGACAUUUAUGUCAAGAUCUUGCAGUCAGAUGGAGGGAACUACAGCGCGUGUGUGAACGCCGCUACUCUGGCAGUAGUCGAUGCGGGCAUCCCCAUGCGUGACUAUGUGUGUGCCUGCACUGCAGGCUUUGUGGAUGAGACCCCAUUGGCAGACCUGUGCCAUGCUGAAGAGAGUGGAGGGGGCACAUCACUGGCCCUGGCAUUGUUGCCUCGUGGCGGGCACAUUGCCCUGCUACAGAUGGACGCCCGACUCCACCAGGACCACCUAGAGACACUGAUGGAGGCGGCAAUGACGGCCUGUAAGGGCGUCAGCAAAGUGUUGGACGAGGUGGUGAGGCAGCAUCUACAGGAGGUGUCUGCGCUGACUGGAGAGUGAUGUAGCUUGGACUUUGGGGUAGAUUGGUCUGUGUGAAAGGCAGGGUGAGGUAGAGGAGCAGAUGGAGUAAACCUUUUUAUUUUUGAUUGUACAAUCGUGUUAUGCUUUUGUAUGAAAUGCUUUAUUAAAAAAUGAAAUCUAUACCCA
This is a messenger RNA of Oncorhynchus tshawytscha (Chinook salmon), 947 nucleotides long. It is a transcript of the gene exosc4, whose product is annotated as exosome component 4. Gene Ontology annotation, cellular component: cytoplasmic exosome (RNase complex); nucleolus; nuclear exosome (RNase complex). The record is from RefSeq and is a predicted model, not a curated record. NCBI's taxonomy places the organism in Eukaryota, Metazoa, Chordata, Actinopteri, Salmoniformes, Salmonidae. The transcript has 3 exons. Gene Ontology annotation, biological process: poly(A)-dependent snoRNA 3'-end processing; rRNA catabolic process; nuclear mRNA surveillance. Bases 63 to 800 code for a protein of 245 amino acids.